Molecule: messenger RNA, 463 nt
Organism: Teleopsis dalmanni
Lineage: Eukaryota; Metazoa; Arthropoda; Insecta; Diptera; Diopsidae
Product: actin-related protein 2/3 complex subunit 2-like
Exons: 2
Biological process (GO): actin filament polymerization; Arp2/3 complex-mediated actin nucleation
Cellular component (GO): Arp2/3 protein complex; actin cytoskeleton
Molecular function (GO): actin filament binding; structural constituent of cytoskeleton
Source: RefSeq, a predicted model, not a curated record
UUUAAAGCCGGAAUCAAUUGAUGUAAGAAUUGCAGAUUUUGAUGGUGUUUUAUUUCACAUAUCAAAUGUUAACGGCGAUAAAACUAAAGUUAGAGUCAGCAUUUCGUUAAAAUUUUAUAAACAGCUGCAAGAACAUGGUGCCGAUGAACUUUUAAAGCGAGAAUAUGGCAAUUUGCUGACAGAUCCUGAGGAUGGUAAAUAUAUGCACAUUCUUAUAUACGUAUAUCAUUUAAUAUUAAUCCAGAAUCAGAUAUCUGGUGUUUGUAGUUCAAUAAUAUAAAAAAUCCUUUGGAUGGUGUAUAGAUGAUCGAUAUCCGAAACAGCUGCAUUGUUUAUUAAUAUUUAUGUCUUAUGUAUACUGAAGAUGGAUGGUCUAUGAAGUUGUCUGAAAUAUUAGUAUUAAAAUAUUUUUGUUAAAAUAUAAACAAAUAUUUCAGAGAUGUUCCAAGUGUACUACAGCAAC